Molecule: messenger RNA, 1305 nt
Organism: Eublepharis macularius
Lineage: Eukaryota; Metazoa; Chordata; Lepidosauria; Squamata; Eublepharidae
Product: succinate--CoA ligase [ADP-forming] subunit beta, mitochondrial-like
Exons: 1
Coding region: 91-1305 (404 amino acids)
Biological process (GO): succinyl-CoA metabolic process; tricarboxylic acid cycle
Cellular component (GO): succinate-CoA ligase complex; mitochondrion
Molecular function (GO): ATP binding; metal ion binding; succinate-CoA ligase (ADP-forming) activity
Source: RefSeq, a predicted model, not a curated record
CGGGGUGGGAGCGCAGGGCUGCUUCCUGGCCCCGGGUCUCAAGGGCAGCCCCAGCAACAAAGGAGCUUAUCCUUGCAUGAAUACUUGAGCAUGAGGCUGCUGAAGGAAGCCGGGGUCUCCGUCCCAGACGGGAGGGUGGCCAAGACACCGGAAGAGGCUUACAUGGCUGCCAAGAGAAUUGGCACACCGGACCUGGUGGUCAAGGCUCAGAUCUUAGCUGGUGGCCGGAGAAAGGGCGUCUUUGAAGGUGGCUUCAAGGGAGGCGUGCGAGUGGCCUUUUCUCCUGAGCAAGCCAGGGACGUUGCCUCCCAGAUGAUCGGGAAGAAGCUGUUCACCAAGCAGACCGGGGAGAAGGGCCGGAUCUGCAACCAAGUCUUGAUCUGCGAGCGCAUCUAUCCCAGGAGAGAGUGCUACUUUGCAGUCACCCUGGAGCGGUCCUUCCACGGGCCGGUCCUCAUUGGCAGUUCUCAGGGCGGGGUCAGCAUUGAGGAGGUUGCGGAGGAGAAUCCUGGAGACAUCAUAAAGGAGCCUGUGGACAUCAUGAAAGGCAUCAGAAAGGAACAAGCCCUUCUGCUGGCUGAGAAAAUGGGGUUUCCUGCUAAACUGGUACAUGAAGCAGCUGAUAACAUGAUUAAGAUAUACAACUUCUUUAUUAAAUAUGAUGCCACCAUGGUGGAAAUUAACCCCCUGGCCGAAGAUUCAGCAGGGUCAGUGAUCUGUAUGGACGCCAGAGUGACUUUUGAUAGCAAUUCCGCUUACCGUCAAGAGAAAAUCUUCAGCCUUCAGGACUGGACUCAGGAGGACGAGAGGGACCGGAAUGCAAUGAAGGCGGAUCUCAACUACAUCGGGCUGGAAGGAAGCAUCGGCUGCCUGGUGAACGGGGCCGGUCUGGCAAUGGCCACAAUGGACAUCAUAAAGCUCCACGGGGGCACACCGGCCAACUUCCUGAACGUGGGGGGUGGCGCGACGGUGCAGCAAGUGACGGAGGCCUUUAAAAUCAUCACUUCCGAUAACAAGGUGCAAGCAAUUCUGGUCAAUAUUUUUGGAGGCCUUUUGCGAUGUGAUGUUAUUGCCCAGGGGAUCAUUAUGGCAGCUGAAGAUCUGGAGUUAAACAUUCCCAUUGUUAUACGGCUCCAGGGCACACGAGUCGAGGACGCCAAGACCUUAAUAGCAGAGAGCGGCCUGAAGAUCCUGGCCUGUGAUGGCUUGGAUGCUGCCGCCAAGAUGGUCGUCAAACUCUCUGAAAUCAUGAUCUUAGCAAAGGACGCGCAGGUGGAUGUGGCGUUUCACUUGCCUGUCGAUUAA